AUGAUGAAGGCGUACAAGGAAUUGGAAAAGGUAUUUGCGAAGCUCUACCGUUAUGGACACCUGCUCCAUCUGGCCGAUUGGGAUUCCCAGACAAUGAUGCCUCCAAAGGGGGCGGAGGCAAGAGGUGCUGCCAUGGCCGAACUGCAGGUGCAUAUGCAUGAAAUUAUUACUAGUCCAAAAUUACAGCAACUUCUUGCUGAGGCAGAGACUGGCAGUAACGAGCUUGACUUGCUUCAACGUGCCAACCUUCGUGAGAUGCGACGGUCAUGGGAAAUGGAGAACCUUCUUCCCGAAAGUUUUGUGGAGCGAAAAACCAUUCUAACAACAAAUGCGCAGCAACUCUGGAAGAAAUGCCGUGCUGAGAAUGACUUUGCUGGCUUCCUUCCAACACUGAAGCAGCUGGUGGAGCUGUACCGUGAAGAAGGGAAGCUGCGGGCUGGGAAUUCUGGCAAGCACCCAUACGAGGCAUUGGUGGAUCUCUACGAGCCUGGUAUGACGCUGCAGCGGCUGGAUGAGAUCUUCAACAACGUCAAGUCAUGGCUGCCGGAUCUUCUUAAGGAGGUGCAGGCGAAGCAAAAGACGCUGAACGCAUCUGUUGUGGAGCCCAAAGGACCUUUCCCUGUUGCACAGCAGGAAGCACUGGGCCGCUUCUGCAUGGGAGUCUGGAAGUUUGAUUUUGAUGGUGGUCGACUGGAUGUGAGUGCCCACCCAUUCUGCGGUAACUCCAAGGAGGAUGUCCGUAUUACCACAAACUACCGUGAAACUGACUUUGACAAGAGUCUCUUGGCUGUUAUCCACGAAACAGGACAUGCCAAGUACGAGCAGAACUGUGGGCCAAAGGGAUUUGAAACACAACCAGUUUCUAUGGCUCGUUCUCUUGGAGUCCAUGAGGGUCAGUCUCUUUUUGCUGAAAUGCAGAUUGGUCGCUCUGGUGCAUUUAUGGAGUUCCUUACCCCCAAACUCUCAGAGUACUUUGGGAAUCAGCCCGCUUUCACCCCUGAGAACAUGAAAAGGAUUACGCAGCGUGUUGAGCCUGGUUAUAUUCGUAUCUAUGCCGAUGAGCUGUGCUAUCCAUUACAUGUUAUUCUCCGUUAUGAACUUGAGCGUGAUCUGAUAGAUGGCAAACUUGAGGCAGAGGAUGUGCCAAAGGCAUGGAAUGAGAAGAUGAAGAGCUACCUUGGUCUGGAAACCCUUGGCAAUGACAAGGAGGGUUGCUUGCAGGAUAUGCACUGGGCUGCUGGUUUGUUUGGAUACUUCCCAACAUAUUCUCUGGGUGCCAUGGUGGCAGCGCAGUUGAUGAACAGUGUGCGAAAGGAACUUGGUGAGAGUGUUGUGAAUGACUGCAUUCGUAAGGGUGAACUUGACAAGCUCUUGGAGAAACAGAAGGAAAAGAUCUGGCAACACGGCAGUUCACUGACAACAGAUGAUCUAAUCAAACAAGCCACGGGGGAGUCCCUUAACCCUGAAUAUUAUCGUAAGCACCUUGAGCGUCGUUACCGCGAUGAUGCCAACUAG
Molecule: messenger RNA, 1515 nt
Organism: Trypanosoma theileri
Lineage: Eukaryota; Euglenozoa; Kinetoplastea; Trypanosomatida; Trypanosomatidae
Product: metallocarboxypeptidase
Exons: 1
Coding region: 1-1515 (504 amino acids)
Biological process (GO): proteolysis
Molecular function (GO): metallocarboxypeptidase activity
Source: RefSeq, a predicted model, not a curated record